Molecule: messenger RNA, 1572 nt
Organism: Rhinolophus ferrumequinum (greater horseshoe bat)
Lineage: Eukaryota; Metazoa; Chordata; Mammalia; Chiroptera; Rhinolophidae
Gene: CLIC2
Product: chloride intracellular channel 2
Exons: 6
Coding region: 151-888 (245 amino acids)
Biological process (GO): negative regulation of ryanodine-sensitive calcium-release channel activity; chloride transmembrane transport
Molecular function (GO): chloride channel activity
Source: RefSeq, a predicted model, not a curated record
ACCACAGCCCUAACUCAGUUCACUACAAACUGGACGGUCCUCUGAAAGCACCAACUUUGAGUCUUUGGAUGAAACUGGAAGAAACAAGUCCAUAAGGACUGUGGACUGUGCCAGAGGCGGGGGCUGACAACUGGCAGUGAAAACAGAAAGAUGGCAGGCCCAAGGCCCAGCAUUCAAGCAGACCCUGAGAUUGAGCUUUUCGUGAAGGCUGGAAGUGAUGGGGAGAGUAUUGGAAACUGUCCUUUCUGCCAACGCCUUUUCAUGAUCCUCUGGCUUAAAGGAGUUAAAUUCAAUGUAACUACUGUUGACAUGACCAGGAAGCCCGAAGAGCUGAAGGACUUGGCCCCAGGUACCAAUCCUCCCUUCCUCUUGUAUAACAAGGAAUUGAAAACUGACUUCAUUAAAAUUGAGGAGUUUCUAGAGCAGACCCUGGCUCCUCCAAGGUACCCUCACUUGAGUCCCAGGAACAAGGAGUCCUUUGAUGUGGGCUGUAACCUCUUUGCCAAGUUUUCUGCCUACAUAAAGAAUACACAAAAGGAGGCAAACAAGAAUUUCGAAAAAGCUCUGCUCAGAGAAUUUAAGCGUCUGGAUGACUACUUAAACACCCCACUUCUGGAUGAAAUUGAUCCAGACAGUGCUGAGGAACUCACAGUUUCCAGAAGAUUGUUCUUGGAUGGGGAUCAGCUGACACUGGCUGACUGCAGCUUGUUACCCAAGCUGAACAUUAUUAAAGUUGCUGCCAAGAAAUAUCGUAACUUUGACAUUCCAGCAGAAUUCUCAGGAGUCUGGCGCUAUCUCCACAACGCCUAUGCCCGUGAAGAAUUUAUCCAUACAUGUCCUGAAGACAAAGAAAUUGAAAAUACCUAUGCAAGUGUGGCUAAACAGUAGUUAGGACAGCUCUUCCAAUAGAAAAGUUCUCUUUUGACUUGUUAUCAUAUUAGAAAAGUUUUUGGAAAUAAGAAUAUGGAAAAUACUGUUUUCUCUGUCCAACUCUCGUAUGGGGGAAAAAUGCUGUAUUUUCUGUAUCUAGUUAGUCCAAACUAUCUGGCCAGUGUGUAUUUUAAAGGUCUUUGUAUUCUUGCUUCAUUUUCUGUAUUCCUAUGGCAUAACCACUGCAGUCAUAACCACUGCGAUCUUAAAUGACAUGGAAAGCAUCAAGAUCUUUUGCUAUUUUAUUGAAUUCCUAGAAUGCAUCAUGUAUGUGUAAGCUCAACAGAUGGCUGAAGUUACAAAUGAUGUAAGUAGAGUCACAAUCUCAAAAUGUUGCUUAGAAACAAUUCCAUCUAAAUCAUUAAAACAAUUUUACACUUUUGUUACUUUAAUAUAUGCAUUGGUUUAUUUCUAAUAUGAAUAAUGAAAUCAGAGAGUGAGCAUAUCAGAGGCAAAUCCUACAAGGAUGAUUUUUUUAAAAAUCAGCACUAGGAAGAGAUCAAGACCAGCUGGUGUUAGAGUGGCAUUCAGCACCUGGAAAUAUGGCUGCCUCACAGAGACGAGAAUAUGACCUGUCUGACUAGAUUAUACUGUUGUUAAAUGAACAAGCAUUCAUUAGAUAAAACAUAAUAAUAAUACUUU